CCUUCAAGGGCCCUUAUAAGCGGAUCUGAUCUACUAUAACAAAGCGAUAGAGGUGAAUCAAUAAACUUCGCCAUAACAACCCUUCGUGGCUCUGAUCCUAACCCAGUAACAUCAAAACGCCAGCUCAGUUGAUACCAUAGAGAGGCAAACCUACCGACAGUGUGAACUCGGGAAAAGAGGCCAUCGGCACUACCCAUGUAGUAAGGCGAGGAAACAGGUCAUCCUAGCAAAGCAAUCGAGUUUCAGACUCUCAAAAUUUGCCAUUGUGGGAGAAUCUGCGCGGGUAUUUACAGAAACCUGGGCGAAUCACAAAGCUUGCACUUCAGGCCACCCUCCCUACUUAUUCCCACACAAACCAAGUAUCCGCAUUGAGAUCAGAAUUUGGAAAAUUUUCUAUAUACAUCUCCAAAUCCCCAGCUCAUAUUCAACCUUUUCCAUCCCGCUUCCCUUAAGAUACGCACGUAUCCGUUGGGUGGAAUCCGGUCGAAGAUGGCGGCAUUCUUUCCGACAUCUAUGAGCUUCCCGCACGUGCUUAAGCUAAGAGGCAUCGAAAACUUGAAGGAGUGGAAGACUUCAGUUCGCGCACAUCUCGAGCACUUCGGACUUGACCGGUUCAUCAACGAGAGCGUCCAAGAACCCGCCGACGAGGGAGAGAAGCGCAAGUUUGAGAAGGGCCGUGUCUACGUGCUCUACCUUUUGACUUCCUCUAUCGAGCCAACUGCGCUAAAGACCAUCGAGACCGGCUGGACGCCCAAGACCAUGGCCGACCCAAAGCUCCUCUGGGAUUUCGUCGGAGAGACGAUCUCCAGCGUAUCGACCCCCCAGAUGUACGAGGACCUCAUGAACAUGAAGCUCGAGCAAGGUGCUGGCCUGGCGCAAUUUUCCACACGCGUCUGCAAUCUCGUUCAGUGCCUUGCGGCUCGCGAGAUUCUGCUUCCACCCAAAUUUGUCAUCCUUAUCAUGAUGCGUGCGUUUAAACCGCGCUACCCCGAGUGGUGUGCCUCUCUGGAGAACAUGUUUGAUAACGGCCUUACUUGGAACUCGUUCAUGAGGGAGGUCUACACGCAGGCAGAGCGGGAAAACGAGUCCGGUUUGAUUAUCCCUUCCACGCUUAAGACCAAGUCUACACCUAUCGCCGAGAAGGGAGGAAAGGAUAAGAUGAAGGAGGAGGCAAACGAUCAGAGAGAAAUGCCAACGAUGCCCAAGCCGAGCAACAAUCGAAGCCGCCAGCCCGCCCCGGCCCGCCUCAUAUCUCCUGUACAGGAUUACCUCAUUUCCCCGAUCCUUGGCCCUACCUCUGAUAAGGAUGGAGAAGGCUAUGCUGGAAAUGUUCAAGGCCAAGAUGAUUGGGGAAUCUCGUCGCAUGGACGCACGGCCGAUGGCAACCGAGUCCAUUUCGCGUCCCCUAGUGUGGCCUCUUCUAUUUGCCUAAAAGAGGCCGGUGGACAGCGAGAGGGGGAGUCGUCGCAGGGACCUAAGAACGAGGACGGGCAAGUCCGUACCGCCUACCACUCUCGCGACAAGACUAGCGGUGAGAAAGGAAGCAUUCCCGAGACCGGCAAGAAAUACAAGGACCGUUUCAAGAUGUUCUGCAGUGUUUGCAACAAGGAACAUUCCGCUUUCUUGCCCUACUGCAAACUCUGCUCGAAGCACCACGGCGGCGGCGAGGAACGAUGCUUCACUGCUCACCCACACCUGCGAUUAGAGCUGGCAGCUAACCGCUCUAGCAAGAACUCGCGCUCGAAAGGUGCGCCGGGACUCUGAUCAGCUGGCUCCGAAUAACCCCCCCGCUCUUCGUGGUUGUGGUUGUGGAUAUAGGACGGUCGGGAGUGGAGAUACUAGGUGUGCCUCACUAGUCAGGCAGUGGAGCUAGCUUGACCCACCCUGUUAAACUAGUUGCGUUGACUUGAUGGCUUUCGGAGGAACAGCUCUUGUAGAACUGCUGCUUCUAGGUACGAUAGGGACAAUGGAGAAACUGAUUUUU
This is a messenger RNA of Durotheca rogersii, 1984 nucleotides long. RefSeq lists its product as uncharacterized. The transcript is spliced from 3 exons. Lineage: Eukaryota; Fungi; Ascomycota; Sordariomycetes; Xylariales; Xylariaceae. The record is from RefSeq and is a predicted model, not a curated record. Bases 490 to 1764 code for a protein of 424 amino acids.